Molecule: messenger RNA, 3976 nt
Organism: Erinaceus europaeus (western European hedgehog)
Lineage: Eukaryota; Metazoa; Chordata; Mammalia; Eulipotyphla; Erinaceidae
Product: protocadherin gamma-B2-like
Biological process (GO): homophilic cell-cell adhesion
Cellular component (GO): plasma membrane
Molecular function (GO): calcium ion binding
Source: RefSeq, a predicted model, not a curated record
AUGAGGGAAAUGUGUAUCAACAGGCAAAUUAAAGACAAUCGCAAUAUAAUGCAAUUAGCUGCCAUGGGGAGAAGGGAAAAGAAAUUAAAACAUGAAUAUAGACCGUAUUGGAACUACACAAACUGGUCACUGAGGAAAAAAUAUCCCCCGGAACACAACUGUGUUGGAACGCAGCUCAGGGUGUUCAUAAUGGACUUUAGGAUGGACACGGAGAAUGAGGCCAAGCCCAGAGAGGAGCAGCCAGUGCAGUGGCAGCAGGUAUUGUUUCCCUUCCUACUGUGUUUGUUUGGCAGAGCUCUCCAGGACCAAAUCCACUGCUCAGUUCCUGAGGAGCUGGCUAAGAACUCAGUGGUAGGAAACCUCACCACAGAUCUGAGGCUCAGUGUCAGGGACCUGCUAGCCCGGACGCUGCGGAUUAGCUUGGAGAAGGAAUAUUUUACUGUACACCCUGAGAGUGGAGACUUAGUCGUGAGUGACAGAAUAGACCGAGAGCAGAUUUGCAGGAAGAACCCUCUCUGUGUUCUGGAUUUUGAUGCUAUCACUGAAAACCCAGUCACUAUUUUCCAUGUGGCAGUAGUGGUGCAGGAUAUAAAUGACAACACUCCCCUGUUCAAACAUGCUAAGGUUGACUUAAAGAUUGUGGAAUCCACUAAGCCGGGCAAGACAUUUCCACUAGACCCAGCGGUGGAUUCAGACGCUCGUCUUAAUUCACUGCAAAGAUACCAGCUUGAUGAUAAUGAGUACUUUGAUCUGGCAGAAAAACAGACUUCAGAUGGACGUAAAUUUCCUGAGUUGGUUCUGAAGCAUCCUCUGGACAGAGAAGAGCAGAAUGUGCACCAGCUGGUCCUUACAGCUCUGGAUGGCAGGGACCCUCCUCAGAGUGGCAUCACCCUGAUCCAAAUCCAAGUCACUGAUGCCAAUGAUAACCCCUCAGUGUUCAGCCAGGACUUGUACAGGGUCAGCCUGCAGGAGGGCAUGCCCCCCGGGGUCCUGCUGCUGCAAGUGAAAGCCACCGACCUGGAUGAUGGCUUCAAUGUAGAGGUCACCUACUCCUUUCACAAUGUGGACAAACAGGUGGAAGAAGUUUUUAACUUGGAUAAAAGGACAGGGGAAAUCACGACCAAGGGCAAGUUUGAUUUCGAAACUGAUAACAGUUACACACUUGGUGUAGAAGCAAAAGAUCCAGGAGAUCUUGUUGCACAUUGCAGUAUAGAGGACGAAAUUCUUGAUGAGAAUGAUUGUGUGCCUGAAGUGCUUGUGACUUUGGUGUUUACACUUCUCCCAGAAGACUCGCUGCCAGGAACAGUGACUGCCUUGAUAAAAACCAGAGACAGAGACUCAGGAGAAAACUGCGAAGUAUACUGCCACAUUUUGGGGAAAGCCGAGUUUAUACUUAAGUCCUACUCAAAGAUUUACUUCAAACUACUGACAGAAAGGGCUCUAGACCGGGAGGAGACCCCUGAAUACAAUAUCACCAUUAUGGCCACAGACAGGGGCCAGCCGCCUCUCUCCUCCAGCAUCACCAUCACUCUUCACAUUGGCGACGUCAACGACAACCCACCAGUCUUUGCCCAGCCCUACCUGGUGGAGGAGAACAACCCGCCAGGCGCCUCCAUCGCGCAGGUCAGCGCCUCCGACUCCGACCUGGGCCCCAACGGCCGCGUGUCCUACUCCAUCGUGGGCAGCGACCUGGCGCCGCGCGCACUGGCGGCCUUCGUGUCGCUGAGCGCGCAGAGCGGGGUGCUGUUCGCGCAGCGCGCCUUCGACCACGAGCAGCUGCGCGGCUUCGCGCUGACCCUGCAGGCCCGCGACCAGGGCUCGCCCGCGCGCAGCGCCAACGUGAGCCUGCGCGUGCUGGUGGGCGACCGCAACGACAACGCGCCCCGCGUGCUCUACCCCGCGCUGGGCCCCGACGGCUCGGCGCUCUUCGACACGGUGCCGCGCGCCGCGCAGCCCGGAUACCUGGUCACCAAGGUGGUGGCGGUGGACGCCGACGCGGGACACAACGCCUGGCUGUCCUACCACGUGCUGCAGGCCAGCGAGCCCGGACUCUUCGGCCUGGGGCUGCGCACGGGCGAGGUGCGCCUGGCCAGGCCCCUGGGCGACAGGGACGCGGCCAGACAGCGCCUGCUGGUGGCCGUGCGCGACGGGGGGCGGCCGCCCCUCUCUGCCACCGCCACUCUGCUGCUGGUCUUCGCAGACAGCCUGCAAGAGGUGCCGCCCGACCACCACCUGGGCGAGCGCCCUCCUCGCGCUGACCCGCAGGCCGAGCUGCAGUUCUACCUGGUGCUGGCCUUGGCCUUCAUCUCCGUGCUCUUCCUGCUCGCCGUGAUCCUGGCGGUCGCCCUGCGCCUGCGCAGCUCCUCCAGCCAAGAGGCCUGGGGCUGCUUUCAGGCUGGUGUCUGCUCCAAGUCUGCACCUGCUGUUGCCCCCAACUACAGUGAAGGAACUUUGCCCUACUUCUACAAUCUGUGCCUUGCGUCACAAUCAGCUAAAGAGUUUAAUUUUCUCCGUGUUACCCCUGGAGUUGCGCCCUCCCAGGAUUUUCUCUGUGAAGAUACCUUUUGGAUACCAAAUACAAAUUAUGAAGAUGCAGUGAUUCCUUUUGCCCCUGAUAAUAAUUUAAAGGUGAGCUUUACUUAAAUUCACUUCUUUCACUUUGAGUUAACGAAUCGCCAUAUUUAGAAAUAUGCUAUUUUAUUGUCUUGUUUGUCGAAUGUAGGCAUUAUCUUUAAGAUUUCUGUAUGCACUGUGUGAUUUAUGUGUCCAAGAUUAUGGCUUUUACUAUGUAAUAUCCACUCUCUUCUUCUUCCUUACCUAUCUUCUCCCUUAAGAUUAAUAUGAGGUGUUCCGCAAUUUUUUUUUACCUCUUUGAACUUUUAUUACUUAAAAUUUUGCUUUAUUACCUUUUAAAGUCAUAAAUUAAUUAUAAUGAUAGUAAUGAGUAAUCCCCACACUCAUAUUUGGGAAACAGUGAAUUAAAGAAAGAAAAAAAAUUACCCAUACCAUGAUUCAUCAAUGGCUGAAUAUUGGUAGGUAUGAGUUAAGAUAGUGGCUGUCUUCUCAAGCUAAGCGUCUUGGUUAGGACCUCAAAUCUAUUUUAAGAUGUUAAACAAGACUUGAGGUCUUUGAAGUCUCAGUUUAAGUGUGUUUAAUAAAAGAAAAUUUUCUCUUUCGUGCAUAUUAACUGAUAUUUUGUGGAAAACUGUACAUUGAGAAAAAAUUUCAGAGUAUACUAAUUGUUCAAGUAAAACUUAUUGUUUGAAUUUUACAAUUACAUAAAGCAUCUCAUUUUCCUUUGAGGAUGCAUUUAAGUAAAACAUUGGUACUCUCUAUGGACUAUGUUAAAUGUUCACUUUUCAUCACCAGAAGCCUUUUCUUUCUUCACUACCAUUUAAAGAAAUUAAGAUUCAGUUUUUGUGCCAACUCAGAGUGUCCACUGCUUGCUUAAACAUGUAUUUCUUCAUUGGUGAUAUACAGUUCUCCACAGUUGUAUUGAUUAUCCCCAACAUUCUGUCUUAGCAAAGCAUCCACAUAAAAUGUAUAAUGCUAACCCAAUGCAAACUCUCAGUAUUUUAUAGUCUGUUAUACUUAUCCUUAGUAUGAGACUCUGGAAACUCAAAGACUGAGUAAGGAAAUUUACCCUUAAUUCUUUCUACAUGUGACAGAAAUUUGCAUAAAUCAGCACUCCUUUUUAAAAGGUGCACUGAAAACUGUUUCCUUGAUGUACUUAUGUAUAACUGGGCACAUUUUUUACAAGUUUAUCCUAAAAAUAUAUAAAAUCUUAAAAUCUAAACUGUAAUAAUUUGAAUUUCCUAAUGUAAUGGGUUCAUUAUAGGUAAAUAAAAGACAUAGUUGAUGCAACAUCAUUACUUAAAACUAAAAAAUAAUCUAAAAUUUGUUUAUUUCUGGGGUUUAUGUAAGUCUUUUGCUAUUUUAUAAUCAAAUAUUAAUUAAACUUAAUGUCAUGCGGGAA